AUGGGCGAUGUGCUGGGUGCCCUAGCCUUCCUGUUCGUCAUGACCCAGAGUUACAGGGUUCCCUGGGUUUAUGACCUCGGGAUAUGGAUUUUUGCUCUAUGUCUCGAUAUCUUCUUCCGUGAAAUCUGUUCCCGAGGCGCAUGGCGCAUCCCCAAAAGCGGGCCGGUGAUAAUUGUCGCUGCCCCUCAUGCUAACCAAUUCGUCGAUUCCGCUGUGCUCAUGCGCAACUUGAGGUGCUAUGCUGGCCGCCGCAUGUCUUUUCUCACUGCAGACAAAACUAUGCGUGACCCAUAUAUUGGCACCAUGACUCGCCUUAUGGGAGCAGUAUCUGUGGUCAGGCCUACAGAUCUUGUCAAGCCUUCAGAGGGUACGAUUUUCCUACCUGAUCCAGAAAAUGAUCCAACUUUGGUCCGCGGGCAAGGAACGAACUUCACCAACACUCGGUUCAUGGAGGGGGGUCUAAUUGUUCUACCUAGGGUGGGCAAAAUGAAUAUUGAACAGCAGGUAAUUGCUGAGAUCCUUGGGCCCGAGGAGCUACGGCUCCGAAGACCAUUCAAAGACUUUGAUAAUGAUCACCCGCUCUACGAUGGAUUGCGCAACGGGACCCCGUUUAAUGUUGCACCGUUUGUUGACCAAAGUCGGAUGUUCGAUUCUGUGUAUCGUGAACUUUGCGACGGCGGUUGCGUCGGAAUCUUCCCCGAAGGAGGAAGCCAUGAUCGUCCUAAUUUACUUCCGUUGAAAGCUGGUGUGGCUCUAAUUUCCCUAGGCACUUUAGCACGACAACCUGACUGCGGCCUCUCUAUAAUCCCCUGCGGCUUGAAUUACUUCCAUCCAAAUAAAUUUCGCUCCCGCGCCGUUAUAGAGUUUGGUAAUCCAGUUCAAGUUCACCCGGAUCAAAUCGAAGCGUUCAAGAUGGGUGGACACCUCAAACGCAAUGCUGUGGGGUCACUACUGGAAACAAUUAAUGACUCACUUGCUGCUGUCACUCAACAAGCUCCUGAUCGUGAAACCCUUAUGGUCAUUCAAGCGACAAGAAGACUGUACAAGCCACUACGUAUGAAACUCCCCUUAGCCGUCGUUAUUGAACUCAACCGAAAUCUUCUGAAAGGCUAUACACGAUUCAGGGAUGAACCCAAGGUCGUCCAUUUAAAAAAAGCUGUGUCGGAUUAUAAUGAUCGACUGAAGGCCUUAGGUAUACGGGAUCACCAGGUCGAGUGGGGGGAUGUUGAGCAACGGCCGUGGUGGGUAGUAUUCGGCAUCUUGCUUCUUCGAAUCGGUGAAUUUCUCGCACUAGCAGUAGGCACUCUUCCGUCAAUUGCUUUAUUCUGGCCGGUUUUUGUCAUUACAAAAAUCGUGUCCGUUAAAAAGCAACGUAGUGCGUUAGCAGCCUCCGUUGUUAAGUUAGAAGGACGUGACGUUGUCGGAAGUUGGAAGAUUAUUGUGGCAAUGGGGCUAGCACCAAGUUUGUAUACCUUGUAUACUGCUAUCGCCACUGUUUGGUUGAAUUAUUGUCGCCAUGAUGGGUAUUACUGUUUUGUUGUGGGUUGGUGGAUUGAUCCGAGGAACUAUAUUCCCGACUUCAUUCCGCUGUGGUUAUUUUCGAUAUUGUUCUUCGGACUUAUGCUUUUAGUCUCCCUCACCGGUCUACGGAUUGGCGAGACAGGCGUUGACGUGCUGAAAUCUCUACCUCCACUGCUGGUUGCUUUGAACCCAAGAUCAGCUUCCUCAUUGACUCAAUUGCGAGCGGAGCGCCAAGCACUGGCUGCCCAAGUUAUAGAGGUAAUUGAUACCUUCGGUCCUGAAAUCCUAUCAAAUUUCGAAUCGGAAAAGCUUGUUCAUGAGAAUCCUAAUGAUGAUUCCUAUACGUCUCGACUAAAAAGCAUGCCCCCUAGCCAUUCGAGUAGCAGGAGUAGAAGUGAGAGUCGCGGCAGUGUAAAGAGAUCCAACAGCUUUGGUUCUUUUCUCCACGAUACGUUUUUAAAACCCUUGUCUACGAUGACGGAUGAUAAUUUGGAUGAGGUGAACAGGCGGAUCAGGGACUCCGGACAAAAGAAAUCGGAACCGCGCACUAGAGGAGACGGCGAUUCAGAUGACGAUAUUGUCGUGGUUGACAGUCUUUCCACCAUUGGAACCGGAGAAGCUGAAGAUAGGAAAUCACGAUGA
Messenger RNA from Histoplasma mississippiense, 2163 nucleotides. RefSeq lists its product as hypothetical. Gene Ontology annotation, molecular function: glycerol-3-phosphate O-acyltransferase activity; glycerone-phosphate O-acyltransferase activity. Gene Ontology annotation, biological process: phospholipid biosynthetic process. The record is from RefSeq and is a predicted model, not a curated record. Bases 1 to 2163 code for a protein of 720 amino acids. The transcript is spliced from 2 exons. Gene Ontology annotation, cellular component: endoplasmic reticulum membrane. Lineage: Eukaryota; Fungi; Ascomycota; Eurotiomycetes; Onygenales; Ajellomycetaceae.